UGCGAAACCAACCAGUCGGCAUGGCCGAGGCGGAUCCGAUGGGCUACGUCGUGACGACGGUCAUGAGCGAGUCGAUCACAUACCUCUUCGCGCACACGGACCUCCUCGAAGAGUUUCGGAUGGCGCUUGUGCCCGGCGCGCUCUCCGACACCUCGGCGGCGACGCUGCGAUCCUUCUUUGCGCGCGACGCAUCAGUCGCGGAGCUCUUCUCGCUGCUCUUUCAGGAGCCGCCGCUCCCGUCGCAUCGCAGUGGCACGCCAAACUACGUCGAGUGCGCGAAUUUGUACUACGUCCAGUACCUCAUGACGACGCCGCCGUUCGCGCCGGGCAUCCUCGCGAGCUUCUUGGCGCCCGACGAGAACUGCCUUGCACGCGCAGCUCUGCUGCGUCACCUUGUAGCGUACAAGCCAUUGAGUGCGAUGAACGCCGAGGCUCUGAGCCGCGUCCUCACAGCGCUUUUUACAAAAGCCACGAUCCCGACCUUUUUCGCACUCUAUGGCAUCGACGCGCCAGCUGUCUUUGAAGGGCUGCUCUUCCAGGCCGGGCGCGAGUGCAUCAAGGAGCUCGUGCUCCGGAUCUGCGACGAGCUGCAGCCGACACCGCUGAGCGCGUGGGCGUCGGUACCAUACCGGCUAUUGCACCAGAUCUUUCCCUUCUCGACGACGCUGCCGACACGUGGGCAGCUCCCGAAGCACGUCAGCACCGACGCCGACUACCGGUUUCCGCUCAUGAUCUACACGUGUGAUUUCAUCACCGACCUCAUUCAGGAGCAACGACCGCACUCGGUCGGGCUCCUCCUCAUCGAAACGCUUAUGACCGAGAGCGACUGCGCGAUCGCGCUCGUCGACGGCGUCCUCAACGACCUACGCACGCUUCCAACGCGCAUUGCGUGCGAGUCGUACGGCAUGAAGAUUCUCAACUCGCUGCUGCAGGCGCACCACUGCGGCUGCGUGGCGCAGCACCAGAACCUGGACGGCGAGCGCUACGAGACGUGCCAAGGCUCGUUGAACGCGAUCUGGGACGUGGUCGCGGCGCGCCUCCCCGAGAUUCUAGCGUACCUGCGCUUGCCGGUGCCGCGCACGUUUACGCUCAAGCACGUGCAGAUUUUGUAUUUGCUGUACCCGAUCAUUCGCGUCGGGUGCAUCCAGCUCGACGUGGCCCUCAUGGCGUUUGACAUGGUCAACGUGCUUUUGGAUUUGAUCGCGCGCUUUCCACGGGCCAACAUUUUACACAGCGCGAUCUGCCGCCUCUUCAUCACGUGCCUCGAAGACGCGCCGACCCUCUUUGGCGAGGAGCUCCAGUCGCCGCGGACUGCGUCGGACCCGCUGCGGCUCUCGGCGCUGCUCGCGACCGACCGCGUCAUUGAUGGCUGCGACAACCGAAACGUGGCGUGCUACAAGGACAUUGCCAUGUCCUACGAUGAAUUUUUCGCGCAGAAACCCGUCGCUCCCGACGAAAUUGCGGGAAAAUGGACGGCCUUUGCCAGUACGCAGCUCGAGGCCAUUCGCCAGCGCUGGUCCAACGCGCCACUCGAAGUGUCGGCUGUCCGAAAGCACAAGGCGAGUGCAUUCGUCGAGCACGGCGACGUCGACGCGCUCUUGGCACUGACGCAGAAGGCCCCGACGUUCGCCGACAUUGACGCGCCGGUGCGCGCAGCCGCCGAGCCCCCGAGUACGAGUACGGCACCGUCGUUUUCGCCCCUCAACACGGAGGCGGUGAUGCGCCACGCGCUGGCAGGGGCCACCGAGAAAGGCAGUCCGCGCGUGGCACCACUGCCGUCCUUGCACCUCUCACUCUCGGAGCUGCACGGAAGCGACCAUGGUCGGCACCGCGACGUCGACCACGAGAGUCCAGCGUGCAAGCACCACAGCAGCCUCUCGGAGCCGUCGUCCCCUAGUAAAGACACGCCGCUGCAUGCGCUCUACAACCACGAAGAACACGCGAUCAUCCAAGGGUUAGGGUAAUCGGUGGAUGUGGAUUCCUAAGUUAGGCACUGGUCUUGGUCUCUUCUUCGUCGUC
Saprolegnia parasitica CBS 223.65 is the source of this 2019-nucleotide messenger RNA. RefSeq lists its product as hypothetical. The record is from RefSeq and is a predicted model, not a curated record. NCBI's taxonomy places the organism in Eukaryota, Oomycota, Saprolegniomycetes, Saprolegniales, Saprolegniaceae. The transcript is spliced from 5 exons. Bases 21 to 1964 code for a protein of 647 amino acids.